AUGCUGCGUGUAGAGCAGAACCAGGAACGCGUGCUGAAGGACCAGGAGGACCGAGGUAUGUACUACGAGCAGAACAGCAACGUCCACACAUUCGACACAAUUUCUGUUGGACUCUACUCACAGCGCAGCACGCUUUACCACACCAUGAGCGCGGAGCGGCUGCGCAACGUGAAGGUAUUUCUCAUGUUGUUCUCAACGGUACUGACGUGUGUCUACCUAUACUACCGCUACAUGAUCAAUCCGGAUUGGGCGUAUGUGGAGCGCCCAAUGAACAUGCUGGGCAGUCGCGUGAUGGCGGUCCGAGAGCAGCGGUGGAAGCAUCUAACGGAGGCACAGCGGCUUGAUGCAUUGCGCAAGGGGGACAACGGGGCUGUUUAG
This is a messenger RNA of Leishmania braziliensis MHOM/BR/75/M2904, 378 nucleotides long. RefSeq lists its product as hypothetical. The coding region runs from base 1 to 378 and encodes 125 amino acids. NCBI's taxonomy places the organism in Eukaryota, Euglenozoa, Kinetoplastea, Trypanosomatida, Trypanosomatidae. The record is from RefSeq and is a predicted model, not a curated record. The transcript has a single exon.